This is a messenger RNA of Anopheles darlingi, 3005 nucleotides long. RefSeq lists its product as uncharacterized. The record is from RefSeq and is a predicted model, not a curated record. Lineage: Eukaryota; Metazoa; Arthropoda; Insecta; Diptera; Culicidae. Gene Ontology annotation, biological process: long-chain fatty-acyl-CoA metabolic process. Gene Ontology annotation, molecular function: alcohol-forming very long-chain fatty acyl-CoA reductase (NADP+) activity. The coding region runs from base 1 to 2979 and encodes 992 amino acids. The transcript is spliced from 9 exons. Gene Ontology annotation, cellular component: peroxisome.
AUGGAGUCCGUAGUUGAUACUGGACCAGCAGCAGCAACAGCAGAGCCGACGAAUGAUCAGUUGAACGUGGUGGAUUUUUAUCGUAAUGCGACUGUGCUCAUCACCGGUGGAACGGGCUUCAUAGGGAAAGUGUUGGUGGAAAAGCUGCUCCGGUGCUUCGAGGUGAAGAAGAUCUUUCUGCUGAUCCGACGCAAGGGCAGUGCUAGCCCGGCAGAGCGUCUGCAGCGUAUGUUCGAAGGACCGAUAUUCGACACAAUCCGUAGCACAAAGUGUGACGCAGCAGUGAAGGAGCUGUUUGCGAAGGUAGUCGCCGUGGAGGCAUCCUUCGAGCAACCGGACAUUGUCCAUCAGAUCGAUCGUAUCAAGCUGUGCAAUGAGGUGCAGGUUAUUUUCCACGUGAUGGCAUCGAUCCGGUUCGAUGAGGUGCUGGACGAUGCGAUCGCCAUGAACGUUACCUCCGCCCAGCGCCUCUACGCGUUAGCGCGUGCAAUGGAGAGUCUGCGCUCAAUCGUCCACGUGUCCACGUUCUACUCUAACUGCAACCGGGAGCACAUCGAGGAGCGUAUCUACGAUGAUGUACCAUUCGGUGGUGUUGAUAACAUUCGGGAUUUUUUUCGCGGACUUGAUGAGAAUGAAAAGACUCGGUUAAGCCGGGUGAUCAUCGGUGACAUGCCGAACUCGUACGUGUUCAGCAAGAAGUGUGCGGAGGUGAUGGUAGGGCGGGAGUUCAGCGAACUACCGAUCGGUAUCUUCCGGCCACCGAUCGUCAUCUCCGGCUACCGGGAACCGGUGCCCGGAUGGGUGGAUUGCUUUCACGGAGCAACCGGGCUCUGCGUGCCGAUGGUGCUGGGUAUGACGUGGUGGUACUAUGGUAAGCCGGAGAUGAAAACACUCAUGUCUCCGGUCGAUCACACGGUCGCUGGGAUGAUAGCAACCGCAUGCGACAUCUAUCGCCGUCAGAGCAGCACACUACAGCCGACGGAGUCGGUCCCGGUGUACAACUUUACGUUCGAGAAAAAUGCCUUCGCCUAUGGUGAUUACAUUAGGUUGGUGAGUCUGGGCUUCAAGAAUCCGCUGGAUCGUUGGAUGAGUCGAAUCAAGAAUCGUAUUGCUCCGUGGAAAAUCUUCACGAAGCUGCUCGUGUGGCUGAUGAUGCUGCAAGCGCGCGUGACCGAUGGGAUACUAGCGUGGUUUGGCAAGCGGAAGAGCAACGUGCGAAUCGUUUCCGCCAUCUCCAGUCUCUCCGAUGCGGUCGAAUACUUCCGGUGCCAUAUGUGGUCCUCAGAUAACGGCAAUGUGACGCGAAUGUUGUCAAUGCUCUCACCGGACGAUGCUCGGUUGCUUGAUUUCGAUGGCGAUCGGAUUGAUUGGCAGGACUAUCAUAAGUAUUUUGCCGAUGGUAUCACCCAGGAGCUGGUCAGAAAGAACGCCAGCAGACGCCAGCAGCGACAGAUGAAGAAGAAGGUGGGAUUGUUUCAAACAAAAUUGUGUGAUUGUUUCGAAGGAAUCGAAUCAGUAGCUACGAUGCCAGCAGUGAACGUGAGCCACGUGCCUUUUGAACAGAAAACGCGCCUGUUGGACGUAUCGGAGUUUUAUCGAGAUGCGGUAGUUUUGGUUACUGGUGGAACCGGAUUUAUCGGAAAAGUGUUGGUGGAGAAGCUCUUGAGAAGUUUGAAUGUUAAGCGAAUCUAUCUCCUGAUAAGAGAGAAACGGAACGUGUCAACGGCCGAACGGAUGAAGGAAAUGUUAGAAGAUCCAAUCUUUGACACGAUUCGCGGUACGGUUGUCAAACCUACAGCGCUGCUUAACAAACUCGUAGCCGUUGAAGUCGACUUUACCAGUCAGGAGUUUGUGAAGGAACCAUUCAAGACAGAUCUACUAAAUGAAACUCAGAUCGUUUUCCAUUUGAUGGCCAACGUGCGGUUUGAUCUUGGUCUACAAAAUGUGAUCGAAACAAAUGUAACCAACACGGAACGCUUGUACAGCUUCAUUCGGAAUGGAUCGCGCUUGAAAUCGAUCGUGCAUGUGUCAUCGUUUUUCUCCAACUGCGAUCGCUCUCAUGUGGACGAGUACAUCUACGACGAUAUUCCGUUCGGUGGUUUGGAUAACAUAAAGACCAUCUGGGAACACUUGUCCGAAAGCGAACGGGAAGCCCUAACACCGAAGAUCAUAGGCCAGAUGCCAAACUGUUACGUCUUCAGCAAGAAGUGUGCCGAGGUGAUGAUUUCGCAACGGUUCUCCGAUCUACCAGUCAGUAUCUUCCGUCCACCGAUUGUGGUACCUAGCUACAAGGAGCCCGUGCCUGGUUGGAUUGAUGGCCUGCAAGGAGUUACAGGCUUAUGCGUUCCUAUAUUAAAGCACAUGCUUAUCUGGUACUACGGCAAUCCUGAUGCUGGCACACCGUGGGUUCCGGUUGAUUACUGUGCAGCCGGGCUCAUCGUAUCCGCCUGUGACACUUACGAACGGCAUCAGCAGGGCAAGGUCAUGGCAUCGUUUGAUCGAAUGCCUCCACCACCCCCCGUGUACAACUACUGCUUCGAUCAGCAGCUCCAAACGUGGCAAGAGUUUUCGAGCUAUGUUGGUUUAGCACUUCCAUCGUUCAUUCCACGGAAGCUAAGUCAGGUGAGAACUCGUAUAACACGAUGGCGUAUCAUUUCUCGGAUCACGUUCGCGCUCCUCUACAUCCAAGCAUACCUCAGCGAUGCCGUACUAAAAGUUCUCGGAAAGCCCCAACGGAAUAUGAAAAUCGCUGGAAUGUUGAAUACACUGGCGAAUGCGACCGAAUUCUUUCGCUGUUACGUCUGGACAAUGCGCAACGACAACGUAAAGCGGAUGCGUUCGUUGCUCACCGAGGCUGAUGCAAGCAUUCUAGAGUUUGACGUGGAUCGUAUCGAUCAUAAGGAGUACUAUCGGGCUUACGUCGCUGGGUUGUCGAAGGAGUUAAAGCGACGAGAACAGAGAGCUCGGAACCGAAAGUAGGUGAAGCGGUCGGAGAUCUUUGUCAG